Neurospora crassa OR74A is the source of this 2325-nucleotide messenger RNA. RefSeq names its product CHL4 family chromosome segregation protein. The coding region runs from base 234 to 2027 and encodes 597 amino acids. NCBI's taxonomy places the organism in Eukaryota, Fungi, Ascomycota, Sordariomycetes, Sordariales, Sordariaceae. Gene Ontology annotation, biological process: CENP-A containing chromatin assembly; chromosome segregation. The transcript has a single exon. The record is from RefSeq and is a predicted model, not a curated record.
CACGGUCACAUCGAGUCCAUCCCGAACUCGACAACCCGUCCCGGUCGGCCAAGCCCGGUCCACAAAUCCACCAGCGCCCGCGAACUGCCAAGCCACGGACCCCGACCAUUCAAUCUAAGCGAGGCCAUCCGAACCCAAACACGCGACAUCCACACAAACUACUCAGUAAACAACAAACGCAACGAGGAGGGAGGAGGGGGCCAUCAAUCCAUGAACCCCAACCCAAUCGCAGAAUGGCGCCCAUUUCCAUCCCCACCACCGCGCGACUGCCGUCCUCCUUACGCGUUGACCCCUCCAACCCAGCCGUCUUCAAGAUCCUCAAUCGGCUGUCGCGCGCUUCACUCCUCACCCUCGCACUCGACUGGCUCGACGAGCGCAAUCUCGCCCUAGCGGCUCCCUACCUCCGCCCACCCUCCUCCUCCGAGUACGACGACGACGAAGACGAUGACGAAGAUGAAUAUGCUGACGACUUCCACCCACCCGCGCGCUCGCUCGAAGCAUUGCAGGAGCUCUACACAACUUUACAAUCGCGCAAGGGAUCUAAGCGGGAGGUGAUUGACAGGAUUAUGGAGGGGGAUUGGCGCCAUGGUCUGACGCUGUAUCAGCUUGCUAUGGCAGAUAUUCAGUACCUUUAUGAUCACCCCACGUCACAGAAGUGGGCAGCAUAUCGCAUUAUGCCCUUGAAACCAUUAUCCACGAACGAAGAAGAGGAGGACCAACAGCCGGAAGUCGACAAAGAAUCGCUCGUUAUCCCGCGGUUUCACCCUUCUACGUUUCUCAAGAACCUCCAAGCCCAGGUACCGCCGGACGUCAAGGCGCAUUACAACUUUGACCGCCACCGGACUUUACCUCUGUCGAUCCUGCGCAUUUUCAUCCUCGACUCCCCUUACAACACCAGCCUCGGUCUCCAGUCCGGCUCCUCCAAAACCAGCCGUAAAGCAGCAACAACCACCUUUGACACCUCCCGCACCGUCUACAUUGCCUUUCCCGACGCCUCUCCCUACAUCUACAUCUCCAAACCCCAACUCCUCUCCGGCUCCGCCCCUGCCGCCGGCCCUUCCUCGGCAGCCACAAAGACGACAGGGAUCAACACCACAGCCGGCGAAGCCAAAUCCCUCCAGCACUUGCUGCUAGUUGGCAUCCCCGCCGCUUUGUCCCGUCCCCGCCAACGCUUCUGCUUGAAGCCAACCAGCUUAGCGACGCGCAACCUCAACGAGCUUCUGGACCGCCGCGGCGGCGCAAAUACCAGGCAAGGAGCAGCGGGCGGGGGUUGGAGUAUCUACGCUGAUGAGAUGCGCGACAAGGGAAAGGGGAAAAGAGGCAACAGGGAGACGCCGCUUGAUACGGUGCUUCCUUCGCCUCCGCUUUCUGAAGAGGAGGAGGGGGAGGGUGACAAGGAGGAACAUAAUUCAGCUGCUGGGAGAAAGAAGAAGAGGUUGGACCCGCCGUCGUUGUCGGCUGGCGCAAAGAGGGAAGAGAGAGAACAGAAAAGGAGAAAGCUAGUGGCGAAAGCGAGGUUCGCCGAGACUGCACGCGUGGGAGACGGGAAAGGUGUGGAGAGGGUGGAUAUCAUUCUCGAAGACGAGUUUCCUUCUUCUUCCACCCAUUCUUCUUCCUCUUCUUCAUCAUCAUCAUCUUCUUCUUCCUCUUCGUCGUCCCGAGAAAGAGACAGAGAAAGAGAAAGAGACAGGGACAGGGACAGAGAAAAAGAAAGAGGAAGAGAAAACGAACGAGACAGAGAAAGAGACAAAGAACGAGACAAAGAUACCCCCGGUGAUAGGAGGUCUGGGUCCAGUAGCUCUAAUGGCACAGCAGCAGAAGCGGCCGGGAAAGAAAGAGAGGAAUGGCGACCAAACGUCAAACUAACCUUCCACGGCUCGCACGUUUUUGCGGGCAUCAGACAGCUGGUUGAGGCGGGAAUUGUGGAUGGAGAGAGAAUGCCGGGGUGGUUGACUGGGGAAGAGGGCGUUACUGUUGGAAAGGUUAGGGAGGGGAGGAUUAGGGGGAAUAAGGGGAGUGGACUUUGAGGUAAGAGAGGAGGAGGGGAAGACUGAGGACGGAGUCUAGGUAAAAGGAGGGUUAGGGUUAUGAAAAGGGGGUUUAUGUUAUACUACAUCAUGUGUCCGGGUACAGUAGCAGUAGCAAGUGGCGUUUGGCGUUGGGAAUAGCAUCCUGUCCUUCAUUACAGAACUAGCAUCCGCAAAGUGGGAGGCAGCGUCUAUGGUAUUGUACGGUUUUUUUUUUUUUUUAUCAACUAGGGACAUGGUUACCUGCCAUUUCAAAUCAUGAUAGGUUUAUCGUCGAAAUAUGACCUUCUUUUCGGGC